Molecule: messenger RNA, 3131 nt
Organism: Xyrauchen texanus (razorback sucker)
Lineage: Eukaryota; Metazoa; Chordata; Actinopteri; Cypriniformes; Catostomidae
Product: transcription factor 20-like
Exons: 6
Coding region: 264-2255 (663 amino acids)
Biological process (GO): regulation of transcription by RNA polymerase II
Cellular component (GO): nucleus
Source: RefSeq, a predicted model, not a curated record
UCAAUAAGUGAACUGCCUUGUCCUGUUGUCGUCAGUAAUAGUACACGUUUAUAUAGCCAAUCAAUAUAAAUUUUAGACCAAAUUAAUUUUGAUAAGAUAUUCUUGCCUUUGGUGAUAUGUCCAGUAACUCUGGAUAGUUAACGGACGCUUUAUUUCUCUGUUAUGGAGUCUAUAAACCAGGUCAAUGUCAUGCACCUUCAGGAGUCUCAUUCCACAGCUCUGGAUCUGUCGGGGGGUUGCAGAGUCCUUUAAAGACAAACCCAAUGGAGGCUUUGGACCUUAUCAACCCCAACUGGCAUGCCAUUACCUCAGGAAAUAAGGUUAACAUCUCAGAAUCACAGUCAGGUAGGUACAACAUCACUCAGCCUUGCAAACCGAAUCCACCUGAUCACCCAGAACCAGCAUCAAAGCAUUGUGGGUCAAGAGCUUGUGGCGUGUCCUCCCAUGGCCCCUGCUCUCUGCCUUUACCACAGAUCAAUGGACUGCCCUCUGUGGCUCAGAUACUGUCUCAAUGCCCACCUACAGGCUGCAUGUUUGAUGAUGAUUGCCAUGUGGAAAUGGAUGGCAUGUUGACGCAAAAACGUAAGAAAGCAGAUUCCUUGUUAGAAAACAGCACAUUAGGAGAUCGGAUAGCACACAAUGGAUUAGAGACACUUCCACAAGAAAUGUACUUGAAUGACUCUCUAUCGUUCAUGUCACCAACUAAGGGAUCAUCGUAUUUAUCUCAGGACGCCAACGCUGCUGCAUACACACUACAUUCCACCAGCUCUGCACUUGCAAAAACUGCAGUUGAAACUCUGGCGUACGAAAGUACAGAUGCCAUCAAAAGAUCUCCAUGCUCAGAUGAAUACAUCUCUAGUAACGAUGAGAGUGACAUUGUUGAGGUGCCGAUAGCCAACACAGAAUGCAAGACACCUCCACAUUGUAGCUCCCAAUCUGGAAGUGUUAUAGUUCAUGAGAUACGCCAUGAAAGAGGAAAUUCUUCCUCCGCAAGGCAGGAAGUUGCCGGGUAUAGUCAAAUGGGCUGCUCUCCAGAAAAUGUGUACAAUUUCCAUGUCCUGGAUGAACCUGCUUUGGAAAAUGAGGUUAUUUAUGACUCCAAAUCCUUGCUGUCAUGGAUUGAAUCGGUCUCGAUACCACUCAUCCCGCAAGACAGUGAUCAAGACACAAAUUUUGCUUUUCCCAAAAUCUUCCCAUCUACCUUGGAUGCAGACAACCCAAGCGUCUUGAAGCCUUCACCAAGUGGGACAUCAUCUUCGCUGCCCAGCCGUCCACGGAAAACUCUGGCCUCAAAGAGUAGGAAACGAACCAAACCUAGGCCCAAAACGAGUACCUCAAAGAAGCGGGUGAGAGCUUUAACAGGGAACAAAUCGAAAGCAAGAACAACCAAGAGAAGAUGCAGAAAACCUCGGUCAUCAAUGACUUCAUCCAUGUUUUCUCCUCAAGAGCUGGAGAUCAACCUAAAAUAUGCUAACCAAAAAGACAACAAGAAAGAUGCCAAAUCAGACAGCUUUGCUCCCUACAUUCAAAUGAAGUUCUCAUCUUGCACCAUCAUCAACUUUAGGGAAGAGGAUGAUGCUUCAAUGAAGAAAGGUUCACCGCAGCUGACGGUCUCUGGUGUUAUUCCAAAGACUUUGUGUUUGCAACUGGGCCGUGUUGGGUGCAAUGCCAGGUUUCACCACAAGCAUCUCUGUUGCUUGUGUGGAAGGGCUCCAAAUGGUGAAGGCCUCGGGGACUUGUAUGGACCGUACUACCCCAGUGGAGCUCAGCCCUUGUGUAAGAGUGACAAUAGCCCACCCACUCGGAGGCAAGACCCCAACUGCAGUGACUUGGACUCUGUCUACAGUUUGGAAGAUGAUGGAAGCCAGUCCAUCAUAGAAGCAGAUCUUUUGGAAAUCGGAGCUAAACAGUCGAGGAAUGAGAACUGUGUGGAGAUUGUUGAGAAGUCUGGUGUCUGUAGUGAACGCUGGAUACAUGAGGACUGUAGCAUUUGGACGGCAGGUGUCUUUUUGGUUAAAGGGAGACUCUACGGAUUGGAAGAAGCCAUCUGGCUUGCGCAAGAAAUGGUGUGCUCAUACUGUCACAGAGUUGGUGCCACUUUGGGUUGUUUCUUUAAAGACUGCCCCAAUAAAUACCACUUUCCCUGUGCCCUGCAAUCGGACAGUGCACUCAAUGAGGAGAACUUCACUAUAAGAUGCCCAAAGCAUAAGAACAAAGCAUCCAGAAUGAGUGUUAGCAGGGUGAAGAACAGAUGACGUUUGGGAGGCAUUGAAAUACCAUGGAAAACUUUGUAGGACAUUUGGUAAUCAGUGGUAUCUGGCUGUGAAAUCAUCGCUAAUGUGUUUACAGAUUGUUCCAUCUGGCAUAUUUGAGCAUUUACAUUUGCUCACAGGCGGAUGAAUGUUCAGAGGUGGAUGGCCACUGCCUGAUACAAGUGGUACCCUCGGACAAUGCUGGAUGAAUUUCUCUGCAUUCCUCUGAUCACAUAUGAUGAAUUUAACCACUGCUGGUUAUUAAAAUAAUGAUUUAUGUCCAGUUCACUGCAGUUUACACAAGGCCAGUUAUCUCCAUCUGCUACAGGUUGAAUCAUAUAAAACCCAUUGCAACAUUGUGCAGAAUAAAAGAGCUUCACCUGACUAGAGUUAAAGAGAGUUUUAUUCAUUUGAAAGAACAAUACAACCAUCAUAAAGACACAGUAGAGCUUUUUCCUUCAUUUUCACUCUUUCAUGAACUCCUGCCAGUAACUUUUCAUUUAAAUUCUGUCAUUUUCUCACUCUCUUCUUUCUCUCUUUUGUGUAACACAACAAAGUUGUUGAAUGAUGACAUCAUUAAUUUACAUAACAUAUUUAACAUGAACUGUACAUUCUGAAACAAUAGUGUCAUUAUGACAUAAGACUGCUGGUAUUGUAUAGUAUGCACUAUUAUGUGAACAUAUUUAUUUAUGUUUAAUGCAUAUGUGUGUAUUUAUUUGCCAAUGAACAGCAUCAUUUGAGAAGACGGAGUGUGUUUUAGCACCUUUUAUAAAUGCAGUGAAGUUUUCAUUUGAUGUUUUUGAUGUGUCAUGGGAUUUUCCAUUUCACCUGCUGCCUUGUGAUGUCUCAAGUUCUCUUUUAAUAAAUGCUUUUACAGUA